GCGUCAGGGCCGACCUCAGCAGCCGGGGGUAGGUCCAGCCUUUACCCGGACGCGCUCCCGCUCCCCAGCUGUCUCUCUCCAACCUAGGGAGGACGGCCCAGCCUGUGCGAGACCCCGUGGGAAGCCGCCCGCGCCAAGCCAGCGAGCAUCGCGGAGUUCUUGGCUCAGGAGAGGAGCCUUCCCGCCUUCCCGGAGCUGAGGUCCCCGUCGGCGAAGGCGGAAGUGGUAAGACUGACGUGUCAGGGCUGCGGUGCUACUCGCCGGAACGACCACUGGCAUCGGUGGGUGGCUCAGGGAACGAGCUCCCUGGAAUCCGUAGCGGGACCGGAUCACGGGCGAACCAGAGCUCAUCGAGGAGCAUUAGAACGAGCCGAGUGCGGACGCCGGCGACGUGGCAGCAGCCGCGGCAAUCAGGCGCAGCAGCGGGCAACCCGGAGGAGGUUCUACUGCCUUAAGGAUGACAGUCCUAGGGUACCCUCGAAGUUGGAGCUGCCAUUGUUUGCCAGUCCUGAUACUGUUGCUGGGCAUGGGCCAUGGGCCAUGGGUGGAAGGUGUCACACACUACAAGCCCGGCGACCCUGUCAUUCUAUAUGUCAACAAAGUGGGACCCUACCAUAACCCUCAGGAAACUUACCACUACUAUCAGCUUCCAGUCUGCUGUCCUGAGAAGAUCCGCCACAAAAGUCUUAGUUUGGGUGAAGUACUGGAUGGGGACCGAAUGGCCGAAUCUUUGUACGAGAUCCGCUUUCGGGAGAAUGUGGAGAAGAGAAUUCUGUGCCACAUGCAGCUCAGUUCUGCACAGGUGGAGCAGCUGCGCCAGGCCAUUGAGGAAUUGUAUUACUUUGAGUUUGUGGUAGAUGACUUGCCAAUCCGUGGUUUUGUGGGCUACAUGGAAGAGAGUGGCUUCCUGCCACAUAGCCACAAGAUAGGCCUCUGGACACAUUUGGACUUCCACCUAGAAUUCCAUGGAGAUCGAAUUAUAUUUGCCAAUGUUUCAGUUCGGGAUGUCAAGCCCCACAGCUUGGAUGGGCUACGGUCUGAUGAAUUACUGGGCCUUACUCACACUUACAGUGUGCGCUGGUCUGAGACGUCAGUGGAGCAUCGGAGUGAUAGGCGCCGAGGUGAUGAUGGUGGGUUCUUCCCUCGAACCCUGGAGAUCCAUUGGUUGUCCAUCAUCAACUCCAUGGUGCUUGUGUUUUUACUGGUGGGUUUUGUGGCUGUUAUUCUAAUGCGUGUGCUUCGAAAUGACCUGGCUCGGUACAACCUAGAUGAAGAGACCAGCUCUGGAGGCUCUAGUGAUGACUUUGACCAGGGUGAUAAUGGCUGGAAAAUUAUCCAUACAGAUGUCUUCCGCUUCCCUCCAUACCGUGGUCUGCUCUGUGCUGUGCUUGGUGUGGGCGCCCAGUUCCUGGCCCUUGGCACUGGCAUUAUCGUCAUGGCGUUGCUGGGCAUGUUCAAUGUGCACCGGCAUGGAGCCAUUAACUCAGCAGCAAUCUUGUUGUAUGCCCUGACCUGCUGCAUCUCGGGCUAUGUGUCGAGCCACUUCUACCGGCAAAUUGGAGGCGAGCGUUGGGUGUGGAACAUCAUUCUCACCACCAGUCUCUUCUCUGUGCCUUUCUUCCUGACUUGGAGUGUGGUGAACUCAGUGCACUGGGCUAACGGUUCGACACAGGCUCUGCCGGCCACAACCAUCCUGCUGCUUCUGACAGUCUGGCUGCUGGUAGGCUUUCCUCUCACUGUCAUUGGAGGGAUCUUCGGGAAGAACAACGCUAGUCCCUUUGAUGCACCUUGUCGUACGAAGAAUAUCGCCCGCGAGAUCCCACUCCAACCCUGGUACAAGUCUACUGUCAUCCAUAUGACUGUUGGUGGCUUCCUGCCUUUCAGCGCCAUCUCCGUGGAGCUCUACUACAUCUUUGCCACAGUCUGGGGUCGCGAGCAGUACACGCUGUACGGCAUUCUCUUCUUCGUCUUCGCCAUCUUGCUGAGCGUGGGGGCCUGUAUCUCCAUUGCACUCACCUACUUCCAGCUGUCUGGGGAAGAUUACCGCUGGUGGUGGCGAUCCGUGCUGAGCGUGGGCUCCACUGGCCUCUUCAUCUUCCUCUACUCAGUUUUCUACUAUGCUCGGCGCUCCAACAUGUCAGGGGCAGUACAGACAGUAGAGUUCUUUGGCUACUCUUUACUGACUGGUUAUGUCUUCUUCCUCAUGCUGGGCACCAUCUCCUUUUUUUCUUCUUUAAAGUUCAUCCGUUAUAUCUAUGUUAACCUCAAGAUGGACUGAGACCCGAGUGACAGAACUAUGGCUCUCUCCUGCUUUCAUCAUGCUCCAUUGAUUUCACUUGAUAGUUUCUCUUCUGACCGAAUUGUGUGAUGGCAUUGUCGCCUUCCUUCCCUCUUUACCCCUUGGACCUCCCUUCUUUAGAGAGGACUUGGAAAUUAAAAAUCUCUAUUAUAUAAGGAAUAUAUAUUUGAACUUUUUAAGUUGCCUUAUGUUUUGGUCCUGAUUUUUUUCUUUUUACAAUUAUUAAAAUAAAAUUUAUUAAGAAAAAGGAUC
Molecule: messenger RNA, 2551 nt
Organism: Arvicanthis niloticus (Nile rat)
Lineage: Eukaryota; Metazoa; Chordata; Mammalia; Rodentia; Muridae
Gene: Tm9sf1
Product: transmembrane 9 superfamily member 1
Biological process (GO): protein localization to membrane
Cellular component (GO): membrane
Source: RefSeq, a predicted model, not a curated record